AUGAAUCUUGUCGCAUGGAUACUUGUGCUCCUCCUCCUCCUCCUCCAGCCACACAUUCAUGGAUCGCUUCUCGAGAACACCGAAACGAUUCUCAUGAGGUUUCUAGAAAACGAGACGAGUUUCGACGCGUUCGUCAACAAAUUCAAAAUCUCCGACGGUACGUACGUUGGGUGUGUGCACAUUCGUUUCGAUUUUUCCAAAACAUCCAGAAGACAACCUCUGUCUGAGCUCGCUUCAAAACGUGGGAAGCGUGGCGGCGAACUUUCUCGCCAACUGCACUCUGACCGACGAGAAGUGCACGGAACCGAAUUGGGCAGUCCGUCUUCUCGACGCGCUGCCCACGAAACCGCCCGGACUCUCGCGAAAAGGACCGUUCUUCUUUAUUGGCGACUUUGAGGUUUGCAAGGAUUUGUGGACGGUCGACGAGAUGCAAGUGCACUAUUGUACGGUCAAGGGGAUGGUGCAGGUGGGCGGCGGGCAGAGGAUGUCGCCGAUCAGCGCAGGUUAGUCUCGCAUCUUUGAUGAUGUUCGCCAGUCUGUCACUCUUUUUCAGGUCUUUGCAUCCCAUCAACUUGUAAGGACACUCACUUGAACCGCCUUCUUCUUCUCGUCAAAGAGUACGUGUUCAAUCAGACGAUCCACGUGGAAUCGAUCUAUUGUGCCGACGGAACGGACGACGAAUGGAGUGUCAAAAAGGUUUUUAUUUUGUGCUUUAUGAAUCUACAACCUAUUGAACAGUGAGGAGAAGCCGAUUGACAAUACUGAAAAUUACAAUUUCAGCCAUACGUCCUGUUCGUCUUCUUCUCCAUUCUCGCACUUUUGGUCGUCGGCACACUUGUGGAGAAGAUGAAUCGAGAAGGCGUGAUCCGGAGAAGUCGGACGAAGAUGAGAAGGUUGAUGAACAGGAGUAAGUCUUUCCAUAAACAUCACCACAACGCACGGCGGGACCAAAAACGUAGAAAGGGGCGUGCACGGUUUAUCACCAUUGUGGCGCGAAAUUCGAAAUUUAACCCCAUUUUUCAUGUUUUUCGUCAAUAAUUACCCAAAUUUUGUACGAUUUCGACGAUGUAAUUGCAUAAUUUUGUUAAGCUAAUCAUCGCGCACUUUUUGAGCUUAAAACGAGCAGGUUUCAUUCAGAAAUGAAUCAAUUGAAUCGAUUUUCAAGUUUUGUGUUGAAAAUGCGCGAAUUUCAGUCAUUCGCCGAGACUUUUUGUCGUUUGAACGCUUAAAAUACUCGAAUUAACGUGCUUCAUCACUUCCGACACUCACUUCGUCUCAAAAUUAUCCAGAUCGGGCGGUAUGAAAAUUCCGAAAUUGCGGCGGCGAUUGGCCGCGGAGAGCGUAUUGCGAAAUAUGCCAAAAACGUCUCAAACGCGGCGUUUUCACGAAAAUUUCAAUGUUUUUUCUCUUUAAUGUCAUCUUUCGUCGAUAUCAAACACAAAAAUAUCGGAAAAGUGCUGGAAUUGCGGCAAUUCGCGCAUUUUCAGCACAAAACUUGAAAAUCGAUUAAAUUGAUUCAUUUCUGAAUGAAACCUGCUCGUUUUAAGCUCAAAAAGUGCGCGAUGAUUAACGUUUAACAAAGUUAUGCAAUUAUACCGUAUAAUUUAUACGUCGUCGAAACCCGUACAAAAUUUGGGUAAUUUUUGACGAAAAACAUGUGAAAAAUGGGGUUAAAUUUCGAAUUUCGCGCAAAAAUGGUGAUACACGACCCUUUCUACAAACCGACCGUUUACAGAGUCGUUCUCCCCGACGCGCUCCGAAUCGCCGUGCGCGAACCGUUCAGACCGAACCUCCUGCGGCCAGGACACUGAGGACGACUCGUCGGUGGCCAACUCGUCGCUCCGUCGCUCAUUUGCCCCGUCCAUCGCGCUCACCUACCGUAACCUCUCGUCGAUCUUCGUCUCCAACUCGCUUCUCGUCGACAUUCUCGCGGCGUUCUCGGUCCGCUCCUCGCUGAACCACCUCUUCCGCAACUCGACGCGCGAAGUGAAACUAGUGAACUUGUUGCGAGUCACCAGCUCCUUCUGGGUCAUCUUCUCGCACACGUGUCUCUUCUCGCUGCACUUCACCGACACGGUGCGGAGUGUCGCCGAGAAUCGGGGAAAGAGUGCGCGCGGAUGGAAGAGCUUCAUGAUGAACUCCUCGUUGGCCGUCGACACGUUCCUGUUUCUGUCGGCGUGUGUCGCCAGUUACUCGACGCGGAAACGACUGCUUUUCAGGUACAGGCCAGAGUUGAGCGGAAGAACUCACGGAAGAAUUUUUAUCUUUUUUAGAAAAUUUUUUCAUGGAAUGUGAUCAACUGACGAAAUGUAUAACAAAGUGAACUGUGCUCAUAGAAAAAUAAUUGUAAAUUUAGCGUUUCAUACAAAAAAGUUAUUCGAGUUGUUCCGUGAAAAAAGGAGGGCUAACGGAAGACGGAAGGAAUAACUUUUUUGUAUGAAAAGCUAAAUUUACAAAUAUUUUUCUAUGAGCAGAGUUCACUUGCUUGCUCACAUUUCAUGAAAAAAUUUUCUAAAAAAUAUAAAAAUUCUUCCGUGUUCUUUCGUUGAGUUCUUCCGCUCAACUCCGGUACAGGCCCUGGAAAAUGUCGUAAUUUUUCCUUUUUUGUUGCCUUUCAGAGGCUCCGACUCCUUCUCGAUCCGUCGAUUCUUGUCUCUUCUCGGCCACCGCUGCUUCCGUCUCUUGCCUGCCCUCUGUCUCUAUCUCACGUUCAUCGGUGUUGUCUACAAUCAUCUGGCUGAUGGUCCCUUCUGGAACACUAACGGUACGUCUCUCGGAGGGGAAACUUGUGACCUCAAGCACGUGUCUCUUAGGAAUGUUCGGCACGGACUGCAACGCGUCGACCCUCUGGCCGCACUUCUCCUUCCUCGCCAACUUCUUCCCGUCGACGUGUGUUCCGUGGCUCUGGUACAUUUCGCUGGAUUUCCAACUCUACCUCCUCCUCCUCCCACUUCUCUUCUUCUUCCUCUCGAAAUUCCGUUUCGGAUGGCUACCCGUCGUCUUUUUGUGCUUCACCUCGUUGACGUACAGGAGUUUGGCCUACGCCUGGUACACGUGAGUCGGAAGUUUGAGUCUGUAACGGGAAAAUUGACAAUGUUCAGAUUGCCGGCGAACAUGUUCGUCGAAAUGUUGUCGGGAAAGUUUGAGAAGGCCGAAAUGUCGUUUAGACUGUUGUACACGUCGCCGGUGUCUAGAGCUCCACCGUUUUUGAUAGGUAUGUACAUGCCCUGCCAAACUAUAGAAUUCUACUAAACAUCGCGCGCACUGUCUCGCCAACAGCUAAUGCUAAAUUGAGCGCCGCGUUAAAACGGAGUGUCGUUGAAAUUUCUGGAUUUUUUUUCCGAAAACCCGAAAUUUCAUCCGAAAAUGAGAAAAAUGAAGUAAAGCAGAAAAUUUCCGAAUUGUUAAUGACAGCUGUGACAAAAAAAUAAAUAAAUUCGCGUUUUGCCCACACGAAAGCGCGCAUUAUUACACUUUUCUGUGAAUUUCAGUCCGUGUCCUCAAAAACUGAAAUUUCUUAGCCAUUUUUGCAUUUUAUGAGCCGUCUCUGUGCUCAAAAUGACCGCCUUUGUCUGCUGAACAAUCGUGAGGCAACUGUUUUUCGAUUCUGUCAACUGUUUUCUCAAAACUUCCGAAAGUUCGCGUUUUCUCAAGCCAAAUUUAAAAAACGAAAUUAUUCUUCGAAUUUUCACUUUUACACGAGCACUCUGCGAUCAUUUUUUAGCUAUCGGUCAUAUGAACAAAUGUGAGGCAAAAGUUUUGAAGGAAAAGUGUGCAUAAUCCGCAAAACUCGGGAAAACAUCGUUUUCAGUUGAAAAAACGUAUCCCGUAAAUCGACACUGAGAGCCGCGCGAAAAUUUUUUUUCGCCGAAGGGGGAGACAGUGUGCAUCGAUAUAAUUUCAGGAAUCCUAACCGGCUGGUACAUUUGCCAGCCGCGUUUCUUCGGUUCAAUCCGUUCGUCCGUCUCUAUCGCCCUCAAACUGCUCGCCAUCGCCCUUUUGAUAUUCUCGCUCUUCGGACCCUUCUCCUCCUCGGACUAUCUGAUCUACCCGCACGCGGUCAUCCAUCGGACCGUCUGGGCCCUCGGAUUGGCCAUUCUCGUCACGAUGGCUCAGAUCGGUCACAACUUUGGCGUCUUCAAAGUGUUCAGCGGACGUCGUCUCGUCGUUUUGUCAAGGUUUGCAAGUUUUCGGGCUUCAGUACUUUUGAGAGUGGUCGUACGCAAAAGUUGUCAACUAGAAAAUUCAAGUGCUAGGUGUGAAGUUUUCACCCAAAAAAUUUUUGGAACUAGAGCACUUUUUAAAACUGUGAGGUGUCCAUGCAAAAUUGACAAUUUUUAAAACUUUUUUUCAAUCGAUUUGCAGACUCUCAUUCGGAGUGUACUUGUCGCAUGAGCCGAUUCUCUUGUAUUAUUUGAACACUCUGCGCCAACCGAUGUCGCCCUCCUCGUUCGCCGAUUUCUUCUUCAUCGCCCUCUCCGUCUACAUUCUCUCGCUCGCCUGUGCAUUCUUCAUCGCCAUCGCCGUCGGUACGUCGUUUCAAUUUGCAAUAUUCAUUCAGUUCACCAACGUUAAAAAGUUCAGAAGUGCCUCUUUUGACGCUCGAACGAAAAAUCUUCAUGACAAUCCGAAAAGCGGGCGGAGAAGUGGUCAAAGAGCGAAUGGAACGGCACGUUUCGUUUGGCGACACUGAAAUUGAGUGGGUUUUGUCUCGUUUCCCUAGAGAAAAUCACUUUUUAGGACAUUUGAAAAGACGGAAGACGAUGCGAUGGAUCCACACGAGAAAACGAGACAAUGGAUCGAGAAAGAGAAGCUCAACUUGAUUGCCGAGGAAGUGCACAGCCCGUCGAAAAUUGAGGAAAACGCGAAAACAUCGACAGAAUGCUAA
This is a messenger RNA of Caenorhabditis sp. 36 PRJEB53466, 4888 nucleotides long. Lineage: Eukaryota; Metazoa; Nematoda; Chromadorea; Rhabditida; Rhabditidae. The record is from the annotation of a GenBank genome assembly.